AUGGGUGCGCGUGAUGACGGACGACUGACCGCUCGAGGAUGGAAACGCGCGAAUAGGGAGCUGCAUAAGAACCCGGACGUCGUCUUCGCGGGGUACAAGAACCCGCACCCGACGGAUCACCGCGUGAUACUGAAAGUGCACACGAACGCGAACACGACCCCGGUGCAGGCGCUGAGGGACGCGGUGACGAAUCUUCGCGCCGAGGUGAGCGACAUCGCGCAGCAGUUCGCGGACGAGAUCAACAAGCAUAGCCAACGAGCGGUGGUUCCGUGCGAUCGCCUCGACGCGCGAUCGCGCGUCGACGGAGACCGAUCGACGCCUUCGUCGCCGCGCGUCCUUCGUCCGGCGCGCGUGGAAGGAUAUUUGAUAGCCACGCCGCAUCGAGUUCGGAAUUCCUCGACGCAAUCCCGCUUCUCCGUGCCGUGGUUCUGGAACCCGUGCUUGGAUUAUCGCGUGGAGCCGAUCGAACUUCCUGAAGACUUGCCAUGGUGUCGUCCCAAACCCGCCGAGGGGUCGUUUCGGACGACGGCUUCGCAUGGCGGAGAUAACGUCGUGCACGACUGCUACGGCGCCAACGCGUUCAAAUCCCUCGCCAGGUCGCACCCCGCCGUCACAGCGAUCCACCACAGCGACUUAGAAAUUCUUUCCAGCGGCGCUGUCGUCCAUCGAGACCCCUCCACGCGAUGA
Molecule: messenger RNA, 687 nt
Organism: Ostreococcus tauri
Lineage: Eukaryota; Viridiplantae; Chlorophyta; Mamiellophyceae; Mamiellales; Bathycoccaceae
Product: DNA-directed RNA polymerase, RBP11-like dimerisation domain
Exons: 2
Coding region: 1-687 (228 amino acids)
Biological process (GO): DNA-templated transcription
Cellular component (GO): RNA polymerase II, core complex
Molecular function (GO): DNA-directed RNA polymerase activity; protein dimerization activity
Source: RefSeq, a predicted model, not a curated record